Solanum lycopersicum (tomato) is the source of this 1277-nucleotide messenger RNA. Its product is annotated as short chain aldehyde dehydrogenase 1. Lineage: Eukaryota; Viridiplantae; Streptophyta; Magnoliopsida; Solanales; Solanaceae. The record is from RefSeq and is a predicted model, not a curated record.
UAAGUUAGACCUCUUGAUUUUCAAAUGAGAAAAUGCAAUUUUAUUUAUACAAUUUAGACAAACACUAGAAAAAUAGUGGAAGCUAUGAGGAUAGAGGGUGGAGAGAAUUAGGCAAAUAAGUUUCUCACAUGAGCUUUGUUGUUUUUUUUUCUUUUCCACUUAUAAGUAGAGCCUCUAAAUCUCCCUUGUAUAUGCAAAAGACAUAAUUUGAGAAAAUGGCCUCCUCUUCUCUACAAUCCCCAAUAGUUAAAAGGCUUGAAGGUAAGAUUGCAAUUAUAACUGGUGGUGCUAGUGGAAUAGGAGCAGCCACAACUAGACUUUUAGUUCAACAUGGUGCAAAAGUUACAAUUGCAGAUAUUCAAGACGAUGUAGGAAAUUUGUUAGUACAUGAAAUUGGCACAGAACACAUAAUGUUUGUACAUUGUAAUGUCACGAUUGAAUCUGACAUUCGAAACGUGGUUGAUGCAACCAUUGGUAAAUUUGGUAAGCUUGACAUAAUGUUCAGUAACGCUGGUAUAGCAGGUAAGCCGAUUUCAAGCAUCCUUGAUGUAAAUUACGAUAUAAUUAAGAACGUGUUUGAUGUAAACGUUGUUGGUGCAUUCUUCUGCGCGAAACACGCUGCUAGAGUGAUGAUAUCGACCAAAACAAAAGGUUCCAUUAUAUUCACAGCAAGUGUGGUGGCAACGACAUAUGGCGAUUUGCCACACACUUAUGUGGCCUCAAAAAAUGCAGUUUUGGGGCUCUCAAAGAAUGUUGGAGUCGAAUUAGGAAGAUACGGAAUAAGAGUUAAUUGUAUUUCUCCUAGUGGAAUUGGGACACCAUUGGCAUUGAAAACGCUAGGAAUAGAUGAGAGAGAAAAGGCAGAGAAAUGGUUUGGUGAAGGGGGGAAUUUGAAAGGAGCUUUAUUGGAGGAACAAGAUGUGGCAAAUGGAGUGUUGUAUUUGGCAAGCGAUGAUUCUAAAUAUGUGAGUGGUUUGAAUUUAGUUAUUGAUGGUGGUUAUAGUACUACAAAUGUGGCUUUGGGUGAGGCCUACAAGAAAUUGUUCUUAUCUACUGCUCAACUUGAGUCCAACAACAAAUAGAAAGGCAAAUUGAGAUUUUGUUUGUCCUCUUAAAUAAGUGAUGUUUCAAUAGGGAGGAAUUUCGAAAGUACAUGUAAUACAUUAAAUUAUUGAAGAAUUGCUAGUGCUCUCAGUAAACAAUAAUUAAGGAUGGAAAAGUAUUACAAUAAUUGUAUUUGUUUAUUUUAGAAUAUAAAAUGUUACAAUUUCUAUGAU